AUGAAAGAGGAUGGUCAACUUGUUAAAGCUUUAUCAAGUUCUAUUAGUGUUUCGUUAGACUUGAAGCUUUCAAAUCAUGAGGGUGAUUAUAAGCAAUCAGAAACUAAGGUUUUCUCAUGCAAUUUCUGCGAAAGAGAGUUCUCAACAUCACAAGCUCUAGGAGGGCAUCAAAAUGCACACAAACAAGAGCGAGCGUUGGCGAAAAAACAAAAAGAAAUCAAUGAAGAGCAUCAUCAUCAACUGGGUACUUUUGGAUCUCCAAAAUUAUUCUCUUAUCCUUAUUAUCCAACUAUUUCUCCACAUCCAUUUUACGGUUCACUGAUCAAUAAACCUUCAUUUCCAUGGCCUUCUUCAUUGUCAUCGGGAUAUAAUUGGUUUGGCCUUGGCGUGACCAACAAUAAUACUAUACAAAUAUCAUCCAUUGAAAGGCUAAGGAUGAUGAAUGAUAAUGGUAUUAAUUCUAGGCCAUCAUUUCCAAGAUUUUGUGGUGGUUCAACAAAUUUUCAAGCUCUAAAUUGGUCUAAAAAUGGUGAUUAUCAUCAACAAGGUGACCCUUCAAUAUCAAAGAGUGAUGAUAAUGAGGAUUCAUCAGCACUUGAUUUGUCCCUCAAGCUUUAA
Pistacia vera is the source of this 618-nucleotide messenger RNA. RefSeq names its product zinc finger protein 1-like. Gene Ontology annotation, biological process: negative regulation of abscisic acid-activated signaling pathway. The record is from RefSeq and is a predicted model, not a curated record. Bases 1 to 618 code for a protein of 205 amino acids. The transcript has a single exon. NCBI's taxonomy places the organism in Eukaryota, Viridiplantae, Streptophyta, Magnoliopsida, Sapindales, Anacardiaceae.